AUGAGUCUUAAAGAGAAGGAUGUAAAAAAGUUGGUCACGCUGGACCUUCUUCAGAUGGUGAGUCUGGUGCCAUGUGAGCAGGAUCUGGUGGUGGAAAGUACCACCGGGGAGAACGACACGCCUGGUCAGUCUACCGAGGGCACAGAGCAAAUGACUGAUCGGCAUUCUCCUGGGCCUUCUCCGCUUUCCCGUAGACCUGGCGACUUAGUCAUUAGAGAGCCUGAUCCUCAGCGUAGAUCUAUUAUUCCCGCUCAACCUGGGAAAGGAAAAGCUAUCCAGGGUAGUUCGAGUGAGCUCUUUCGUGCUGUUAGCGACCUGGGCAAGGGGCUUCUUGAGGAUAUUGGCCGUGAUGCAUCGACGCUUCAAAGCCUAGACUCCUACCCUCGACUUAGUGUCGAAGUUGUCUUGAAGAGAGGACUCGCUCAAUUGAUGAAGUCACUUGUCACCAUUGGUCAUGCUCAGCUUCGAGCCGUAGAUUACAAGGAGCUGAUCAAGGUGCAGGACGAUCAACUGGUGGAGGCCAGGUCCAAGCUGGAGCAAGCAGAGAGAACUAUAGCUGAACGGGACGAGUCUCUCAAAAAGCAGGCUCAAAACAAUGCUUCCUUGACAACUCAAUUGGAGAAGCAAUCCCUUGAUAUUAAAGAGUUAGUUCGAGACAAUGAGAGGUUGAUUAGCGAGAACGAAGAGCUGAAGCAAGAAAAAGAGCUUGACUUGAUUCGCUUUGAGGAGGCCAGUUUUGACUGCUUCUAUAAGGUCUGGAAGCUGAACAAGCCUCUUAAUCUUGAUUGUUUCCCUAAGGAGGCCCAAGCAGAGGAUCUUGCCAGAUGUGAAGCAAGAGCCGCUGAAGAAGCUGCCAACCCUCCUGCACUCGCCCCAACCUGCUCUGCUAUAUCAUUUCGAGCGAGAGGAGCAGCUGAUGCAGAGGAGGGAGUCGAUCAACCCUCUAGAGGAGCUCGCCUGUGA
Humulus lupulus (European hop) is the source of this 963-nucleotide messenger RNA. RefSeq lists its product as uncharacterized. The transcript is spliced from 3 exons. The coding region runs from base 1 to 963 and encodes 320 amino acids. NCBI's taxonomy places the organism in Eukaryota, Viridiplantae, Streptophyta, Magnoliopsida, Rosales, Cannabaceae. The record is from RefSeq and is a predicted model, not a curated record.